Molecule: messenger RNA, 1854 nt
Organism: Fomitopsis serialis
Lineage: Eukaryota; Fungi; Basidiomycota; Agaricomycetes; Polyporales; Fomitopsidaceae
Product: nucleotide-diphospho-sugar transferase
Exons: 2
Coding region: 110-1750 (546 amino acids)
Molecular function (GO): glycosyltransferase activity
Source: RefSeq, a predicted model, not a curated record
UCCCAGCGUGUACAAAGCUCGACGAGGAACAAGGCUCGCCGACGCCUGUUGCCCACAUCCGCUGAUAUUUCGAGUCCUCAGGACCGCAUUGAAAGAGACAACACGUAGAAUGGCAGACACAAGCGUUAGCUUUUGGGACAAGACCCUGAGCGACGACAAAGCGUACCAAUUCACUCCAACGCAAGACUGGUUCUCCUUUAAUGUCGACGCAUGGAGGGGACUAUUUCCCCGAGUUCGAUCUACCGAACCUCGCGUCCUGGAGAUUGGUUCAUGGGAGGGACGCUCUGCUGUCUUCCUCCUGACGGAGCUGUGCGCUCAGGGUGGCGAGGCCGUCUGCAUCGACCACUUCGACCUAAUGAAGUCAGCGGCGGGCCAGGAGCGUUACUCGAAAAUCACCCACAACCUGUCGUUGACCGGAAAACCCUUCCGCGUCCUCGACGAGUUCAGCUUCCCGGCCCUGAUGACGCUGCUGGGGGAGGAGAUGGACAACCCAAACCCAGGAUAUGACUGGAUCUACGUCGAUGGGUCCCACGAAGCCGACGACACCUUCCUCGACGGCGAGCUCGUCUGGAGGCUCGCCAAGAAAGGUGCCGUCGUUAUCUUCGACGACUAUCAUUGGGACAAGGAGCCCUCAGACAGCAUACACCAUCCCAAACGCGGCAUCGAUGCCUUCAUGACGCUCCACCGAGGAGAGUUCGAUGUCUUGUCGAGGCCAGAGCAGUACCAGGUCGUCCUCCAGAAGACCUCCGAGAUGCGCAUCGGCUUCCUACUGAAGGAGAAGGUUGGCCACGGGCUCGAUCGUGCCCUCGGGUACGGGAUGCACGUCGCGCUAACGGUGGAUUCCACGUACGCAAUGGCAGCAGCCGUCGCCAUUCGCAGCUGCGUCAGCAUGACCAAGGAUAGGAUCACCUUCUACAUCAUCGACCUCGGGCUCUCGCCCACCGACCGCCAGAAGUUGGAGCAAUGCACAGAGUCUGCAAACGACGCCACCAUCGUCUUCCUCACCCUGCCCUCAGGUGGGCUCACAGCGAAGGGAGGCAAGACCUGGGCGAAGAUUGACAUGAUCCCCGUGCUCCCCAUUGAGCGAGUCCUGUAUCUCGAUGCCGACGUCCUGGUCAGAGCGGACUUACGGUCGCUCUGGGACAUCGACCUCGCCGGAAAACCCCUCGGCGCCGCUCGGGACGUAGGGUACCCCAUGGGCCACGGUGGGCCGCAGAGGGGCCCGUACUUCAACGCGGGUGUGCUCCUGAUGGACCUCGCUCAGGUCCGAGGCAGGAUGGGCGCAUUGUCCGCUACGGCGGAGAGCUCCCUUAGUGACAAGUAUGCCGACCAGGACGCGCUCAACACGCACUUCCGCGACGCCUGGCUUCCACUGCCGAUGAAGUGGAACGCACAGGGACUGGGCACGUACGCCGAACUGCCAUCAGCGGACAGAGCGCUCAUCGAGUCAGGCUUGUUGGAGAUGAAGGACGCUGCGAUCGUUCACUUCACUGGGCCUGUCAACCCAGCCCUGGAGCAUAUUUUGAACCCAUACUUACAGCCGUAUAUCGCGAAGUCGUGGGGUUACGCGGGCGCGCCUGGACAUCCGUACACCAGCGAAUGGUGGACGGUCCUCGACGAGACGCCGUGGUCGGAUUGGCGCCACUCGGACGAAUACAAGGCAUACUGCGCAUCUGAGCGCGACAAAGUGAUUGAGUCCGCUCGCCACCGAUUCCUCGAGAAGGUGAACGGUGCGGUAGACAUGGCCUGAGGGGCGCAAUGUUCCGAUUUGUAGUGAACACAUCACGUUUACGAGUUAGUUAAAGGAUCGCUCAAUGGGUGCUAGUUGACGCACAAUUCUCAGUGUCUCGGUGC